Messenger RNA from Didymosphaeria variabile, 738 nucleotides. RefSeq lists its product as uncharacterized. NCBI's taxonomy places the organism in Eukaryota, Fungi, Ascomycota, Dothideomycetes, Pleosporales, Didymosphaeriaceae. Gene Ontology annotation, molecular function: oxidoreductase activity, acting on paired donors, with incorporation or reduction of molecular oxygen; monooxygenase activity; heme binding. The record is from RefSeq and is a predicted model, not a curated record. The transcript is spliced from 2 exons. Bases 1 to 738 code for a protein of 245 amino acids.
AUGAACUUAAGCGUCGCAGAUGAUUGCAAGACAUUCACUCUUAACGUCCUGGCGGCAGCGCUCUUCACGAAGCCGUACCCGUUCGAGGGACAGGAGGAGAUGGAGAAGCGCCACGCUGGGUCAGUUGACCCAUCAGACGACUCCUAUCAAUAUCGCGAUUCGUUCUCGAAGAUUCUUCGGGGGAUAAUUCCUAUUGCCAUCUUUGGUGGGGAAACUCUGAGAACCUCGUCCUGGAUGCCGACCUCGAUGAAGGCAGUGGGCGAGGCGGUUGAGAGCUUCAGAUUGUAUGUUCGCGGCAUGAUCGAAGAAGAGAAAAGUAACAAUCGAAAGGACAUAUCGGCUCGGAAGGAUCUGGUUUCUUCUUUAGUGCGAGCUUCGCUGGCCCAGCAGAACGAUGGCCGGGACAUGACCAUCACUGAGCAGGACAUUAUCAGCAAUACUUUUGUCUACGGGUUCGCAGGUAAUGACACCACGGCUAUAACGCUUGCCCAUAUUAUCGUGAACCUCGCUGCAAAUCCGGAUACCCAGAAUUGGAUUCGCGAGGAGAUACAACACUACUGCAAAGACGACGACUUCAAUGAGUGGCCAUACUCCACGUGGACAAAGCUCAAACGAUGCCAAGCUGUCGUGGUAAGCUCCUUGGCCCCCGAAGCAAUCACGAUGUGGCAUUUGACUGAUGUUAUUCCCAGAUGGAAACUCUCCGACUUUGCCACCCACUUGGAUCAUCAUCAAAGCUGA